Chlorella variabilis is the source of this 2763-nucleotide messenger RNA. RefSeq lists its product as hypothetical. Gene Ontology annotation, molecular function: DNA-binding transcription factor activity; DNA binding. The transcript is spliced from 4 exons. The coding region runs from base 223 to 2763 and encodes 846 amino acids. NCBI's taxonomy places the organism in Eukaryota, Viridiplantae, Chlorophyta, Trebouxiophyceae, Chlorellales, Chlorellaceae. Gene Ontology annotation, biological process: regulation of DNA-templated transcription. The record is from RefSeq and is a predicted model, not a curated record.
AUGGAAGCCAUCGCCGGCCGACAGUGUGUUGGCAGCGGCCGGGCACCAUCGGCUCGGGUUGCGGCUUAGUACAAAACCUGGCGAGCAGGAGGCUGCACCGCCGGCCCAAGCCCCUGAAAUCAAGCACAUUGGUCGAGCCCGCACGACCUCUACCUCUGGACGGUGUCGGGACGCGGAACGCCGCAGCGCGGGAGGCGCUAGGGACAGCAGCCGGCGGCGUGCAUGGCGGCUGACAGGUCGCCCGGCGCUCGCGGCCCUGGGCCCUCUGGCGCGGCACUCGAGCCAGCCGUGCCCCAGCAGCAGCACGCCGCGGAGGCAGCGCCUGUGCAGGCAGGCGACGCGGGCGCAGCAGGCGUGGGCGAGGAGCACAGCUGGCGGCGGCGGCAGCGCGGCGCGGCACCUACGCUGGCGCCAACCGCCCAGGGAAACGGGACGGCGGCGCACCCGCCCACACACGAUGCCCGCCACCAGCAGCCACAGCAGGACCAGCAGGGCAGCGACCAGGCACAGCAGGACGGCAGCAGCUGCCAGCCGCGCAGCGCCAAGCGGCGGCGCGGCGGCGCGGCGGCAGACGACGCCACGCCUGCGCCGUCGUCACCCUUUGCCUGGCCUCGCAGGCCUGCUGAUGCCGGGCCUGCACCCGAGGCAGCAGCAGCAGCCCCAGCUGGGCCCUGCCUGAACGGAGUCAAAGCAGAGCCGCUGCCUGGUGCCUCGGCGGCGGCAGCAGCAGCAGCCGGCGUGCCCACGCCCCACCAGCCACAGCCGGCACCCGCCGCCGCCGCGGCCAGCAGCAAGCAGACGCCCGCGGCGGCAGCCAGCCAGGAGGCGGCAGCAGCGGGCCCCUCGCCCUCGCCCUCCCCACCGCUGCCAGCAGGCUCUGGCGCGGGCCCAGCGGCGGCGCUCGCCGCACAGCAGCCUACGCAGCAGACGCACCGCCCGCCGCUGCCGCCCGCGGCCGCGGCGUUGAAGCAGGAGCAGCAGCAGCAGCUGGCAGCGGCGGCGGCGGCGGCGGCCGAGGGCGCCUCUGCGCCUCCCAGCGCCGCCGCUAGCGUCGCGGGGGGCGGCGGCGCCGCCGCCGCCACCUCUUGCGCCUCCUCCCAGCAUUCACAGCACCGCCCGGCAGGCUCUGCUGAAGUGAGGCCUCCCUCGCGGAUGGCCAGCCUCACCCAGUCUGAUGCUGAGAUGCUGCUGGCCCUGAGCUCAGCACCAGAGGCAGCCACGGCAGACACAGCCACCGCGGGCGCAGCGGCGGCAGCCAGCGGCGCGGCCUCCGCUGCUGCAGCAGCGGCGGCGGCGGCAGGGAAGGCUGCGCUAGCGGCCGCGGCAGCGGAGCAUGCGGAGGCGGACAGGGCGGCCGUGGCGGCGGCGGCGGCCGCGCUGCUGCCCCCGCCGCCGCCGCGCAUCGCGACCGCACGCGGCGGUGCCACCGGCGGCGGCGUGCCGUCCCAGCGAGCGGCGGCCGCCGCGGCGUCUGCCUCGUUCGCUGCAGCCGCGGCCGCUGCGGCAAUAGCAGAGUGGCUGGGCACCUUUGACACGGCGGAGGAGGCGGCGGUGGUGUACGACCUUCGCAAGCGCCAGAUCAAGGGCGGCGCCGCCAAGUGCAACUUCCCGCCGCUGGGCAUGACGGGCCCGCUGGUAAUGCGGGAGAUCUGCCCCAAAGGCAUGGGGGGAGCAGACCGCAUGCCCGUAUACCUGCCAGAGGACUGGCCUGAGCAGCUGAUGAAGCUGCAGCCGGGCCUGGUGCUGACCACCAGCGGAGGCGGCGGCGGCGGCGGCGGCACCCCCACCGCGGCGGCCGUGGCCGUGCCUGCGACCGCGGCCGCGGUUGUCAAUGGCGGCAGCGGCGGCGGCGGCAGCGGCAGCAGCGAGAGCCUGGGCGGCGGCGGCGCGGCGCCUGCGGCCGCCGUCCCUGGCUCGCCUGCGCCGCCGCUGGCGCGCGGCACCGCCGGGGCGCUGUUUGUGGCAGCAGAGGCGGCGGCGGCAGCCUCCGGCUGGCCCGGGGCUCAGGGCGCCAGCAGCAGCAGCCUGCCUGGCAGCGCAGCCGGGCCGCUUCUGCCGAGCAGCGAGGCGGCGCCAGCUGCCAACGGCUGCCUGCCAGUGGCCCGCAGCCCACGCGUGCGGCCGUCGCGGCAGCCGCAGCCGCAGCAGGCGGCGCAGCCCGCGGUGCCCCUGCCCGGCCUGGUGCCCGCCCCAGCGCUCAUCAUCGCCCCGCUGCAGCUGCCGGUGCUGCCGGCGCCCGUGCUGCCUCCCAUCCUGACUGUGCAGCCCAUCGGGCGCCCCGGCAGCGCAGCAGCAGGCGCCCUGCCCGCCGGCAGCACGCCGCGGGCUGCCACCACCCCGCUCUCCCUCGCGGCGCUGGCUGCGGGCCGGCCCGGCGACAGCACGCCGCCUGCUGCAGCCGUGCUGCCGGUAGGCAUGCCAGCCUUGCUGGCACUCCACGAAUCGGAGCGGCAGGCGGCAGCUGGGGGCACGCCCACCGACGCUGCGGCCCUCAGCCCGCACGCCGCCCUGGUGGGUGCGAUGGCGGCGGCCGCGUUUGCCGGGCAGAAGCUGGGAGGGCCGCUGUCGCCGCUGCCGCCGCCGGCAGAGCGGCAGGAGGGUGUGGGGUCGCCGGUGGCGGUGGCCUCCCAGCUGCCCGGACGCAGCAGCAGCGGGGCCAGCGAGGAUGCCUUACACCCCAGCAGCCCCGAGCCGCCCGCGGCGCGGCAGGACGGCCACGCCGGUGCCACCAGUGCGGCCGUCGCGGCGGCGUUCGGAGUGUGA